AUGGCGAUGAGAUGGUUUGACGGUCUCAGGCCGAACUCCAUAAAUUCCUUUAAGCAGCUAACCCAGGCCUUCAGCUUUCACUUCAUCAUGAGCAGCAAGGUUCCUCGACCCUUGCAUUCCUUUUUGUCUUUAUCCAUGCGAGAAAGGGAGACCCUAAAGGCCUACUCGGAUAGGUACUGGGAGAUGUACAAUGAGAUAGAGGGCAAUUAUGAUGACGUCGCCAUCAGUACCUUCAAGAAAGGCUUACCGAUCAAGCACAGUUUAAGAAAAUCUCUGACUGGGAAACCGAUCACCAGCUUGCGCCAGCUCAUAAACCGAAUCGACAAGUACAAGAGGGUUGAAGAGGACCAACAGUUGGGUAAGAGUAAAGCGAAGGUUGUCCCUCAGGAGAGGAAGGACUUCAGGUCGGACCGAUUUAGCAACAACAACCGACCGAUGAGAGAUUACACAGAGCAACCCGGAUCAGCCAGUGCGCAGGCAGUCCACGCUGUGUUCCAAGAUCCGAUAUAUCAGGUUCUGGAGAAAAUCAGGAAUGAGUCGUUUUUCAAAUGA
Molecule: messenger RNA, 552 nt
Organism: Quercus lobata
Lineage: Eukaryota; Viridiplantae; Streptophyta; Magnoliopsida; Fagales; Fagaceae
Exons: 1
Coding region: 1-552 (183 amino acids)
Source: RefSeq, a predicted model, not a curated record